This is a messenger RNA of Penicillium canescens, 801 nucleotides long. Its product is annotated as pyridoxamine 5'-phosphate oxidase family protein. The transcript has 2 exons. The coding region runs from base 1 to 801 and encodes 266 amino acids. NCBI's taxonomy places the organism in Eukaryota, Fungi, Ascomycota, Eurotiomycetes, Eurotiales, Aspergillaceae. The record is from RefSeq and is a predicted model, not a curated record.
AUGGGACGAACAUUGACCUAUCCGAAGGGCGUGUCCAACACCGCCAACAGAUAUAAGCAUCGAGCAACAUACGACCUGGGUCCAAUCCAUAAAAUCAUCAACGAUUCCCAAGUCGUCCAUGUAUCGUUCAACCCAGGCCCCGAUGACCCUUUCCCGGCCAUCAUCCCAAUGAUCGGGCAAAUGGGCUCAUUCGAGUAUCCCUCCGCUAGCAUCGACGAGCCCCUCGAAUGCUAUCUCCACGGAUAUGUUAGCUCGCGCAUCAUGAACCUUGCACGCAACAGCGAAGGCGAGGGCCUGCCUAUUUGCGUGGCGACCAGCAAAGUUGACGGGUUGAUUCUGUCACUUACGCCCAACUCUCACAGCUACAACUACCGUUCUGCUAUCUUACACGGCUAUGCUAGUCUUGUGACUGAUGAAGAGGAAAAACUCUGGGCUAUGAAGAUGAUUACGAACUCAGUUCUCGAGGAUCGGUGGGAUCACUCGCGUGUGCCGCCGGAUCGUGCUGAGAUGUCGUCUACUGUCAUUCUCAAGGUCAAGGUCGUUGGUGGUAGCGGCAAGAUUCGUGACGGCGGCGUGUCUGAUGAGCGCAAGGAUUACGAUAAUGAUCAGGUUACUAGUAGUGUCUGGACAGGUGUCGUUCCUGUGUGGGAGACGUUUGGUACUCCUGUUCCGAGUGGUGAUGGCAAAGUUUCCGAUGUGCCGGAGUAUAUUACUUCCUAUAUUGCCGAUAAGAAUGCUCAAAAUCGGGCCUUGGCGGAGGGUGCAGUGAAGAUUGUUCUGCCAGCUGAGGAGCAGCACUGA